Molecule: messenger RNA, 1172 nt
Organism: Eptesicus fuscus (big brown bat)
Lineage: Eukaryota; Metazoa; Chordata; Mammalia; Chiroptera; Vespertilionidae
Gene: TSPAN32
Product: tetraspanin 32
Exons: 9
Coding region: 5-856 (283 amino acids)
Cellular component (GO): membrane
Source: RefSeq, a predicted model, not a curated record
CACCAUGGGCCCUCGGAGUCGAGUCAGGGUGGCCAAAUGCCAGAUGCUGGUCACCAGCCUCUUUGUCCUGCUGCUGGGCCUCCUCGUGGCCACCAUGGCGGCUCUCACCUACUUCGGAGCCCACUUUGCCGUCUUCAGCCGUGUGUCCCCGGAGGGGUCCCCCUACCCGGCCCUGCACCGCUGGGCCUUCUUCGCAGGGAUCAGCCUGGCCGGGCUCCUCGCCCUGGGGGCUGUGCUGAGCGCCGCAGCCACUGUGCGGGAGGCCGGGGGCCUCAUGGCCGGGGGCUUCCUGUGCUUUGCGCUGGUCUUCUGUGCCCUGGUGCAGGGGGCCUUCUGGAGGCUGCAUCACCCCACCCAGGUGGAGGACGCCCUGCUGGACACCUACGACCUGGUGUAUGACCGGGCGGUGACGAGCCCGUCCAGCGCCCGGCGGCAGGAGCUGGCGGCCAUCCACGACACGUUCCUGUGCUGCGGGAAGAGCUCUCCUUCCGGCCUCCUGGGCAGCGCGGAGGCCGACCUGUGCCGGGGACCGGAGGCGGCCACACAGGACUGCCUGCAGGGCGUCCGGCGCUUCCUGAGGACACACGGACACGUCGCCUCCACCCUGACCGGCGUGGGCCUCGCCGUCAUGGUGUACGCCAUGCUGCUCAGCUCCUUCCUCUGGUUCGCCAUCCGCUCCGGCCGCAGCUUGGACCGAAGAGGGACCUAUGCACUGAGGCCCCGAGCCCGAGGCCGCCAGCCCCAGGAGCCCGGCUUCUUCAGGCGCUCUGCGGGGAGCCCCGCCCCUCACCACCUGGACGACCUUUGGGGCCCAGGAGGACCCUCGGGGGACCCUCGGCUGCUCCAGGACAACUGAUGCCGCUUCACAGCCGGGCCGCCCCGUCCCCUCACUGAGCUGUGAGCCGUGCCCUCCACAUGGAGGUGGGACAGGGUCGGGGUCGGCCUCACGCACAGACUCAGUGGGGCAGGCUGGGAAUGGAGUCCCAACAGGGCAGCCAGCCCUGGCCGGUUUGGCUCAGUGGAUAGAGCGUCGGCCUGUGGACUGAAGGGUCCCGGGUUCAAUUCCCGUCAAGGCACAGGCCCGGGUUGUGGGCUCGAUCCCCAGUGGGGGGCGUGCAGGAGGACAACCGAUCCAUGAUUCUCUCAUCAUUGAGGUUUCUAUCUCUCCCUCU